Besnoitia besnoiti is the source of this 1530-nucleotide messenger RNA. Its product is annotated as NPL4 family protein. Gene Ontology annotation, molecular function: ubiquitin protein ligase binding; ubiquitin binding. The record is from RefSeq and is a predicted model, not a curated record. The coding region runs from base 1 to 1530 and encodes 509 amino acids. Gene Ontology annotation, cellular component: nucleus. Gene Ontology annotation, biological process: ubiquitin-dependent protein catabolic process. NCBI's taxonomy places the organism in Eukaryota, Apicomplexa, Conoidasida, Eucoccidiorida, Sarcocystidae. The transcript has 10 exons.
AUGGCCUGCAGAAGCAUCGUGCUGCGGCUUCGCACGCGUGAAGGCCACAGCCGCAUCGCAGUGCCUGCCGGCGCCUCACUCGCUUGCGUACAGGAGAGAGUCGCCGAGCAGCUGCAGGUGCCUCAAGACAAACUCGAGAUCUUCCUCGACCAGGAGCACGCGCAGCGUCUGCCUCCGUCGACUCACGUGACCCUGGCGAGCGCAGGGCUCGCAAACGGGACGAUGCUUUUCGUCAGAACUGCCGAUGCGACCCCGAAGAUCUCUGCGGGGAGUCUCCCCCGCGCGGCGCACAUGACCACGGCCGACCUGCCCCCCGAGACCAAACCGAAGGAGAAUGCCGGGGCUUCGAGCUCUGCCUCGUCGUCCCCAGCCCCCCGUAGCGCCCAGCCAACAGCCGGCGGCGCCAGCGCGGGCUCGUCGGGCGAGAGCGCCGUGGCUGGCGUCAACUUCAAAGCCUUCGACGCGUUUCUGCGCGAGCGGAAGUUCGCGGUCAACGACCUGCCGGGGUGCACCUCCUACAAGCCCCGGGUCCUCGAGGCUGGGCGGAUGAACAAGAUUCCUGCGACAGUGACACUGAAGCACCAAGUGUACAGACACGUGGACCAUCUGGAGAUGAUGAACGUCGACGAAGUGAAGAAUUUUGUGCAGUUUUGGCAGCAAGAUCUACAAAUGCUUCAGCAGCGAUUCGGGUACAUGUUUGGCUACUACGUCGAAGACCCGCACUACCCCGACGGCAUCCGCGCCGUCUGCGAGGCGAUCUACGAGCCGCCGCAGGACAACAGUUUGAUGUCGAUCGACGUGAAGAAGGAUGACGAGGAAAUCAAAAUUGCAGAAAAGAUCGCUGAGCGACUUGGCCUCGAACCUAUCGGAUGCAUCUUUACGCACGCCCCGAGGGAGGAGCUGCUCACGGCGGACGAAGUUGUAGACCUCGCAAAGAUGCAGUUGGAGCGUCAGUUUCAUACACACUACACUGGCUACCCCAUGAGCAAAUACGUCUGCUGCACGGUGUCGCUCGACAAGUCCACGCGCGACGGAGAGGCCGUUCCCAACGCCUUCAUGGUCUCAGACAUGGGUACGGCUCUCGUACGAGACGGGGUCAUCUGCGACAGGCAGCCCGACGAUACGCACAUUCAGCUGCGCGCUCCAGCCAAGGGCGAGCUGCUUCCUCAGAUUCUUGAGUCUGGGAGAGAAACGACCAAGUUCGACGCCAGCUGGUUCAUUGUGCGCGUAAAUGAGUCUGCGCCUCGCAAGGUUCGUUCGUUUUUCUGCUCAAGCAGUUUCCCGCGCGCGAAUCGGCUGGUUCAUCAGACGCCGAGAGACAUCACGGACCACCUCAAUCGCGCAGCCGCUCUCGCGGGCACCGGCGCACAUGCCAAGAAAGAGAACUGGAAGCGCUUCGCAGACUUCCAUCUCCUUCUGUACGUCGCGAGGCUCUUCGAUCUGGAUACGGCUUUCAGCAUUUGCGACUGUGUGCGCAACAGGGAAACCGUGGACGAGGGUCUCGAAGAUACACUCAAGUCUUUGGGCUAG